AUGCCUCGUCGGUCUCAUCAAAAAUCUCGGGCAGGAUGUCUCGAGUGUAAACGCCGACAUAUCAAGUGCGAUGAGACUCACCCGGCUUGCGGGAACUGCACAAUUAGCUCGAGACAAUGCUCGUUUUUAUCUUCGCGACCGGUCCUUCCGCCCGGGUACAGACGUCAGGCAAAGUCCGCAAGCCCGAGCUGCCUCCGAUAUUCGUCAAAUGCAUCGACGACAGCUUCUGUAGCGUCUUCUCCAAUUAGUUCGAAUUAUGAACCAGCAAUUAUCCAGGACGUCAACAUGACGCACAUAGAACUCUUUCACCACUGCAUUAACAGCAACUUCGACCUGCCCCCUUCGUUCGAAGACUCCGACAAGGCAGUAUCCCCAGCGAUGAUUGUGGAUGCUGCCCUGUCCUCCCCUUUUCUAAUGAACGAGAUGUUAGCUUUCGCCGCACUCCAUCUAGCCCACAUCAGACCUGAGAAAGCACGGUUCUACAAACAUCACGCAGUUGGCCUGCAAACUCAAGCGCUGAGCAUGUUCAACCGCGAGAUGACCGAUGUCACUAACGAAAACUGCCUGGAAGUGCUGGUUUUCACUUGGCUCAUGACUCUGCACACACUCUGCGAUACAACAGAGUCGGCGGAUCCACACGUUUUCCUGGAUCGGUUCAUCCACUACUUGCAGAUCCAACGGGGAGUCCGUGCCGUCACUUCGGAAGCGUGGUAUCUGAUGCUCGAGUCGAAGAUGGGCUUCGUGCUGCGAGAGCCCACCAGGAUAUUCGAGGCGGGCCCGGGGUCUCAUACGACGGAGCUGGAAGCCUGUAUCCACAACUCGCCGUCGUUGGACAUCGCAGAGAAGACGGUGUGCAAGGACGCCCUCGACAGGAUCCAAUGGUUCCUCAGCAGAGCUGACGACGCAAAGAAAAACGGUACCCCUCUGGGGACAUCAUUCUUGUCCUUGGUGUCCUGGCCGGUCAUAAUCGAAGCCGAUUUAUUUCGGCUCAUAUCGGAGAGCAAACCGGAGGCUCUGCUCGUCCUCGCGUAUUACGCCAUACCGCUACACUUGUGCCGAGACGUAUGGAUUAUUAAAGACGCUGGCCAGCUGCUAGUUCGGAGUAUUCGAUUACACCUGGACCAAAGGUGGCAUAAAUGGUUAGACUGGCCAGAGGCUCUGAUGGAUAUGUUAUCAUAG
Daldinia caldariorum is the source of this 1179-nucleotide messenger RNA. RefSeq lists its product as uncharacterized. NCBI's taxonomy places the organism in Eukaryota, Fungi, Ascomycota, Sordariomycetes, Xylariales, Hypoxylaceae. Gene Ontology annotation, biological process: regulation of transcription by RNA polymerase II. The coding region runs from base 1 to 1179 and encodes 392 amino acids. The transcript has 2 exons. Gene Ontology annotation, molecular function: zinc ion binding; DNA-binding transcription activator activity, RNA polymerase II-specific. The record is from RefSeq and is a predicted model, not a curated record.